ACCGCUUAGUUUUGACAGAUGUGACCGUUUGCUUACAAACACAGCGAGUUACAGUUCUACACAACCGUCCGAUCACAUUAAAUUGCAGGAUUUAUUUUUUCUAUUUUUAUUAUUAUUAUUUUUUUUGUUACACCGGAAAUAGUAACAUUUUAAGUUCGCCGAAAGUUGAAAGGAGAAAGUUGAACGCUAUGGAUUUGGAAGGGCUGCUUGGGACUUUGGGUGCCGGCGGGGCAGUGUCUGCCGCCAAUGCACUGUCUCUGCCUGCAGAAUCCUAUGGGAAUGAUCCUCAACUGGAACUGAUGUGGGCUAAGAAGGCAUAUGACCACGCUGAAAUCUAUUUUAAUCUCAUCUCAUCAGUUGAUCCCAGAUUCCUUAAGCUCACAAAAGUCGACGACCAGAUCUUCACUGAAUUCAAGAAGACCUUCGGUGACAUGAAUAUCAACGUCUUAAACCCAGAUGAUCUCAAAUCGGAAGAAGCCAAACAGAAGUGGAGGCCAUUCUGUCUCCAGUUUGACGGAAUUGUAGAAGACUACAACUACGGCACAUUGCUGCGACUGGACUGCCAAAAAGAUUAUACCGAGGAGAACACGAUUUUUGCCACCAGGAUCCAGUUUUUUGCAGUUGAAAUCUCCAGGAACAGAGAGGGCUACAACAAUGUUGUCUACGAGUCCGCUUCCAAAAGCAAGAACCAGAAACGGAGCUGAUCCCUGUCCUCGAGAACUUUUCUCAAGCGACCUUUUUGACAAAGACGUUUCUAGGAGUUCAUUCUGAAAGAAACAGGUGCAAUGCUUUGCAUGAAAUCCCAGAGUUGCAAAUUAGUAGCUUGCAAUUCUUUUUCAAAUCAGUGGACUUCAAAGUGUUUACCGCCACGCCAAGUUAAAUAUAUAUUUUUUUUCUUUUAGGAAGAAAACAAAACAUUGUUAGAAACUAAGUUAACUCCCUAUAAUAUGUCCAAUUGAACAAUAUAAUACUGUGUAACAAAAAUGUUUGUUUUUUUUGUUCCUGGGUAGUAAGUGUUAU
Polyodon spathula (Mississippi paddlefish) is the source of this 1020-nucleotide messenger RNA. Its product is annotated as protein PBDC1-like. The transcript has 6 exons. Gene Ontology annotation, cellular component: cytoplasm. The coding region runs from base 189 to 704 and encodes 171 amino acids. The record is from RefSeq and is a predicted model, not a curated record. NCBI's taxonomy places the organism in Eukaryota, Metazoa, Chordata, Actinopteri, Acipenseriformes, Polyodontidae.